This is a messenger RNA of Dryobates pubescens (Downy woodpecker), 3408 nucleotides long. It is a transcript of the gene INTU, whose product is annotated as inturned planar cell polarity protein. Gene Ontology annotation, biological process: vesicle-mediated transport; establishment of planar polarity; nervous system development. Gene Ontology annotation, molecular function: protein binding. Gene Ontology annotation, cellular component: cytoplasm; cilium. The transcript has 16 exons. Bases 4 to 2835 code for a protein of 943 amino acids. NCBI's taxonomy places the organism in Eukaryota, Metazoa, Chordata, Aves, Piciformes, Picidae. The record is from RefSeq and is a predicted model, not a curated record.
GUCAUGGCGUCCGGGGGGCUCGGCGGGAUCGUGGCCGCCGAGGGGAUGGAGCCGGCCAAGGGGAAAGACGCUGACCCUGCAGGCGCUGAGCAUGCCGGCAUCGGCAGCGAAAGCAGCAGCAGCGAGAGCGGCUCGUGUGCCACUUCGCUGUCCGCAAGCUCCGAUGACCUUGAGCCUGAAUGGUUGGAUGAUGUGCAGAAAAAUGGAGAAUUAUUUUAUUUAGAAUUGAGUGAAAGUGAAGAAGAGGCUCUGCUGCAGAACAGCUGUCCAGAACUGCCAGCAGUGAAUCAUGUCAGGUUUCGUGAAAAUGAAGCUGAAGUUAUUCAAGAGGGAUCACGAAAAGAAAGAAAGUAUGAACUGAAGAAAUUGACCAAAAUAUUAAAAAAGAAGAAUCUUUUGCCAAAGCAUUCUGGUAAGAAAGGCAGUGGAAGCUGUAAUGUGCACUCCACUGGCCCUACUUCCAUCCUGAAACACCAGUCCACUCAGAAAAUGGGUGUGACUGUUCAACAAAAAUACAAAGAUGUGUGUGUCUAUGUAAAUCCCAGAAAACUGAACAGUGCUGGAGAAGAUGAGCAGCACAGGCUGCUGGAGGCUUUAGUAGGGAUUGUCCAUCAGUCUUCAUGGAACAGCAGAAGGGCAGAAAAACAAGGCAGGAAGGAUAAAGUCACCAGAGGAAUCAGUGAAGAGAAGCUUGUUGUUCAUGGCUUGGUGCCAGGUAGCUCAGCGAUGAAAACAGGUCAAAUCUUGAUCGGAGAUGUUCUAGUUGCUGUAAAUGAUGUUGAUGUGAAUUCUGAAAACAUAGAAAGGGUUUUGUCUUGCAUUCCAGGCCCUAUGCAGGUUAAACUCACACUCGAAACAUCAAUAUUUGAGCCCGAAGAAACUUCUCAGCAAAGGUAUAAACGGGCACAGUCAAGCAUGAACAAUCUGGUUCGGCUCUUGUGGGGAGAAGAUAGGACAGACCUUCAACACACUGUGCAAGAUGUGCCUCACAUUGUUAUGUUGCUCACAAUGAAGUUGGACUCGGAAACAUCUAAGGAUGAGCAAGAAAUUCUUUAUCAGUACCCCAUAUCAGAAGCAUCCCAAAAACUGAAAAGUGUGAGAGGAGUAUUUCUCACACUCUCUGACAUCCUGGAAAGUGUUACUGGUACCCAGAUUAUCAGUUCUUCCCUUUUCUUGUGUGAAAAACUAGUUCAAGUUGUUUACUGGAAAGAAUCUGACAAGUUGCUUGUAAUUGGCCUUCCUGAAGAAAAUGUUCCGCUUCCUCAGCUGAGAAACAUGCUUGAAGAUGUUGUCAGGACCUUGAAGUUUAUGUAUGGUUCUUUAGACAAUGCCUUUUGCCAGGUGGAAAAUGUUUCUCGCCUGGAUCAUUUUUUCAACCUGUUCUUCCAGCGUGCACUUCAGCCUGCGAGACUCAGGUCGAGCGGCAGCCCCAGCGCUCAGCACUACGAUACCUGCAGUGCCUUAUUCUGUGACAGUCUGCCUGGCCUGCGCUGGCUGACCUUGCCUCAGGAAAUCAAGGUGGAAGUUGACACAGCACUGAGUGACCUGGAAGCAGCUGACUUUGCAGAGCUGUCUGAAGAUUAUUACAACAUGAGAAGAUUAUAUAUGAUUAUGGGCUCUUGUCUCUUCUACAAGGGUUACUUGAUUGGCACUCACUUGCCAAAGGAAGAUCUUGUUGAUAUAGGUUUGUAUUGUCGGCACUAUUGUCUGUUACCCUUGGCAGCAGAGCAGAAGAUUGGUCAGUUAGUGAUAUGGCGAGAAGUGUUUCCACAGCACCACAUCCAACCAUGUGACAUUUCAAGUUUUACAGGAUACAGGGAACCUGAAGCAAGAUACUUUUUACUGAUAGUUGGCUUGAGACACUUCAUGCUGUGUGUCCUGCUGGAGGCAGGAGGCUGUGCAUCAAAAGCUGUUGGGAAUCCAGGACCAGACUGUAUAUAUGUAGAUCAAGUCAAAGCCACUAUACUUCAACUGGAAGGCAUAGAAGCUAGCAUUGAGGAAAGGCUGGAUUCUCCUUCUGUUCCACCUUUAGCUUGUGCUGACUCAUUCCUUCCUGCUGCACGUGACAAACUGGAGAUCUUGACCACCUCACCCAUCCUAAGUAAGCUACAAAAUACUUCCAAAUCAGUAACCACUCCAGCAAGCAAAAGGACUCUGUUUGGUGACUCUUCCUUAACGACACGUAAGCCAAGCCCUACAAGAAGCAGUGGAGGACCUGACCACGGUAAUGAAGCUCCUGUGGAAGAUGAAAGCAGUAAUCCACAGUCUUCCAUAGAUCAGGCCACUAGAAAAAAACAUACCUUACCAAACCCCUUUCAUUUAGGAAGCCUCAAAAAGAACCUCUCAGAGAAAGAUACAGAACUUCUAAAUGCUAUCAAGUUGACAUCUGGUCCUGAGAAUACCCUCUUCCACUACCUAUCUCUGGAAACCAUGCAAGGGAUCUUUAUUACUCCAACUCACAAAGAAGUAGCACGGCUCGGUGGCUCCAUCCACCCACAGCUGAUUGAGAAUUUCCAUCGUUGCUGUCUCUCGAUUCGUUCUGUUUUUCAGCAGUCCAUGAGGAAAGAGAAAAUGAAAAAAGCAGGCAGUGGGACUUCAGAAUUUAGUAAGGCAGCUGAGGAGCAGGAUCUGAUAACAGAACACGGCGUUUUGUUUGAGUGCUCUCCUGAUAACUGGACCGAUCAGAAGAAACCACCACCAACAAUGAGUUACUGGGUUGUGGGGAGACUCAUUCUACAUCCAAAACCUCAGGAGUGUUAUGUCUGCUUUCAUGACUCAGUCACAGAAGCUGCCGUUGAGCUGGCCUUCAAACUUUCCUUUGGCUUAGCUACAUAGAUGAACUUCCUGAACAUUCAACCAUCCUGCAGGGUGUUGUCAUCUCUUUGAUGUACUUCAAUAUAAAGAGUAAUUAACCCAGUGGUGGUGCCCACCCAUGGUAUAUCUUUGAAAUGCUUUCAGAAAAGAAAUAGAUCUACCUUGUGGUAUGACACAGGGAUGAUCAACUUUGUGAUCUCAUCAACUGAAGACAACCAAAGUUCUUAUUUUUCUAUAUUGUCAAGUUAUUUAUCCUGAUCAUAACUUUACUAUAUGAAAACAUCACAUAAUUUGUACUGCUGUUCAGUAUAUCAUAUGCAAUGUAAAAUUUUAAGUAGGUAUCUUCAGAGUACUCUCUGACAACCUGGUAGCUGAUGAUAGAGACAAGUUGUGGGGUUUUUUUCCCGUCAGAACAGAAAGAAAUCUUUUAGCCAAUUUAUGGCACUUAGCCACACAAAACUAAGGACUUACCAUUUCUGCCAGUAUGGUCUCCUGCACACUCAAGCAAUAUAGUAUAGUUGGUAUUUUAAUUCAUGAGUUUUUACUAUACAUAAUACUUCUAUUUGUAAAAAUGCAGUUUUGAAGGCACAGAAG